UACGAGUACUGUAUUGGCGAUUCACACUCCUCUCUCAACUCUCCAUCUGCCGCCUUCCUUUCUUCGACGUUGGCAUUCUUAGAGAAGCACAGGAGACUACACACUCCUUUCAUUUUCUCAGCCCAAAUGGUAAUGCCCACCAAAAUUUCUCAUGCCGAUGAGAAUACCCUCUCUACUGUCAAAGAGAUGGCCCUCAACACUGAAAAUGCCAUAGCUUUAGCAGGCGAUGCUGCUCCUGUCGUUUUAGGUGCAGGAGGGAAACCUUUGCCGCCACCCUACAAGUCUACAGGGAAUGAAGCGCUUGACACACUUGCUUUCCUGCAUAUGCUUGAGCAAUUAAAGAUACAAAAGCGAUCUGGGUGGAUACGUGAGGGCGUUAAACAGGCAGAAAGUAUAUCUGACCACAUGUGUCGUAUGGCUCUCAUGGCUAUGAUGCUCCCAAACAGCUCAGAACGGCCACUUGAUAUUCCCCGUUGCGUCAUGAUGGCACUGGUACAUGACCUUGCAGAAGCUUAUGUUGGUGACAUUACUCCUGUCGAAGGUGUCCCUACGCACGUUAAGCAUCAACUCGAGGAACAAGCAAUGGAUACUUUCUUGAACGAGAUGCUAGGCGGAAAAGGAAAUAAGGAUGCGAGAGAACGAUUCAGGUCUUUGUGGGAUGAGUACGAAGCCAGGGAAACUCCAGAAUCCAGAUUGGUAAAGGAUCUUGAUAGGAUUGAAUUGGCUCUUCAAGCUGUUGAAUAUGAACGGUCUCAGGACAUCCAAACCCUCGAUCCUUUCUUCAAAGGUUCCAUACCCAAUCUUGAGCAUCCGGUCACACGACAAUGGGCAGCAACUCUUAUGGAAGAACGUCGACAGUUAUGGACUUCCCGAGGACGGACUCAUGAGGGGCUGGGGGAUUGGGAGACAUAGUUCCCAAGGGCCGUGUUAACGAUGUUGAUCAGGCUUCGUAGUAUGGACCUGCUGUUCUAUUUCUGCCGCCUUAUGUACCAUAGCGCAUAUCUUUGCAUUGCUACAUGUAAUACCUUGAAAAUA
Molecule: messenger RNA, 1035 nt
Organism: Cryptococcus deneoformans JEC21
Lineage: Eukaryota; Fungi; Basidiomycota; Tremellomycetes; Tremellales; Cryptococcaceae
Exons: 10
Coding region: 127-912 (261 amino acids)
Cellular component (GO): cytoplasm
Molecular function (GO): 5'-deoxynucleotidase activity
Source: RefSeq, a predicted model, not a curated record